This is a messenger RNA of Oikopleura dioica, 3531 nucleotides long. The record is from the annotation of a GenBank genome assembly. Lineage: Eukaryota; Metazoa; Chordata; Appendicularia; Copelata; Oikopleuridae.
AUGUCUCCACAAUUCAACCCUGGGAUCGCUGAUUUCGGCGACUCUGUUUUAUUUCUGCCUCGUUUGCCCUGGGCCAAAGCCGACCCUCUCGUGCGCGGAAAAAUCUAUCUGUUCGAAGAUCCUGGAAAGAAAGCUGAAAAUCUCAUCGAAGGAGAGUCUAAUCAUGUGAUCAAGAGAUGCAUCGCCGUCGAGGGAGAUAAAGUUAUGAUCCAGAAUGACAAAACUAAAGAGAUAGAGUACGUCGAAGUUCCCAAAGGUCAUUGUUGGCUGGAAUCGGAUAAUUAUACGUAUAACGCUGGUCAAUAUCCCGACUCUCUCAAAUAUGGGCCGAUUUCAAACGAGCUUGUGUAUGGUAGAGUUGCACUAGCUAUUCGUAGACUGAAUAUCUUUCCGACUUUCUAUCCACAUCCUCAAAACUAUGAACUCAUCGACGUUUAUGAUGCGUUACCUCAUCAGCGAAUAGUCAUCAGUCCCAAUACACGAAACGAAGAUUUUAUGGCUAUCGAUAAAAUGAAAAACCUGCCAAACAAAGAAGAUAUGACAGAGCUGCCAAAAGGCCCCGCUGAUCUUGCGAUGGAGGGAAAGACUGUUGAAGAAAAACAAGGAUGGACGUAUAAUUACGGGUUUAAAUUAUUUACGCGCGAAAGCUCUUCCUCGAGUGGAUUCUUCACAAAGUCAUCUUUCAACGAGCUCACGAGUAAUAUGGACUCGAUAAUGAAAGCUUGUGGUAAAAUCCCAAAUUUGAACAACUCGCCUCCUUACAUCCUCAGUAUUCUUCCGGAUAUCCACACGAUUCUCCACAAAAUUGUAACAGAGCAUGAUCGAGACUUUCAUGCGCUGGCAGAUAAUGAUUACUUCCAAGUAUCUGCAUUCAAUCUCGCCGAAAAAUGUCGUGAGCUAAAGAGAAUCCUCAAAAACGACCCCUCUUCACAUCACAUUCUAAAAAGUUCAGUCCGACGAGAACUGUCAAAGUAUUCCCUCGUCUUCAGCCAUAUUCUUCAUGAGCUAAACGCCUUCUUUUCAAAUGGGACAUUCACAGGGGGCCGCUUCAAAAUAACCAAAUCAGAGGCGAAGGCCUUUUGGGAGCAAAAUUUCGGUGCACAGGCGAUCAUCAACUGGCAGGUUUUCAAACGCGAACUUACGAAAGUCCACCAAAUCGACAACAGUAUAGAUCUGGAGCGCGCUUUGCAAGAAACAAUUCAGCUGACAAAAAGCCAAUAUGUUAGCAAAUUCGAAUUCGAUGUUUUUACAAGGCUAUUUCAGCCCUGGCCGCAGCUUCUUGUUAACUGGAAGGUACUCGCUGUCACACACCCUGGCUACUCAGCCUUCAUUACCUACGAAGAACUUCACGAAGAGCUUCAGCCGCAUAGUCAAUGGGCGAUAGGCUACGUCAACCAAUCCGGCGAAAUCUUGCAAACGAUUCCUGAGAACAAAUCCCUGAUGAAAGUCCUAAUAGACGGCGAACGAAAUGGCUACUAUACAAAGCCAAAGGGGCGCCCUGAAAACCCGGAUUUGACGCGUUAUCUUCACGAAACAAAGCCGGAAAAUAUCGAAGUGCCCGAAGAAAGCGUGCAGAUUUAUUUCGACAUGGGAACGACGUUUAAUUUGUGCAAAGUGUGCCUGGACAGGGAUAAGGACAUCAGAAUAGAGCCCUGCAAUCAUUUAGUUUGUGCUGAUUGCGUGGCGAAAUGGAAGGUCAAGGAUAACAGUCCGACGCCGACAUGCCCGUUCUGUAGAUGUGACAUUAGGGAUACAACUCCGAUUUGUCUCGAUAAUGAUAAAAACUCGAACAAACCACAAGAAACGAACCGACCUCUGCCACCGAUCCCUGUCGAUCCUCCCUGCAUUCCACCAUCAUCAGAUCCAGACGACGAUCUUUACAUGAACGAGUUUGAUGAUGAACCGACUCCUCCACCAGUUGCUCCUUGUCCACCAAAAGAGCCAGAAGUGUUCAACACUGUAGCAGCCGGACUCAAGAAGCUCUACAACUCCAAGCUCAAGCCGCUUGAAGAUGCCUACAAAUUCCAUGACUUCCACUCCCCGCCCCUCGAUGAUGCUGAUUUCGAUGCCAAACCGAUGAUCCUGUUAGUUGGUCAGUACUCGACUGGUAAAACGACCUUCAUCAAGUAUUUGCUGGAAUCCGAGUUCCCUGGAAUGCGAAUCGGCCCUGAACCAACCACUGAUUGUUUCAUCAUCAUCUCUAAGGGCGAUGAAGACGCAACGACAGGAUCGAUCAACGAAGGCAUCAUUCCAGGAAACGCCCUUGUCGUCGACAAGACAAAGCCAUUCAGAGCGCUUUCUUCGUUCGGAAACAACUUCUUAUCGAGAUUACAAUGCUCUCAAAUGGACAACCCCGUUCUGGAUUCGAUCUCCAUUAUCGAUUCUCCCGGUAUUCUUUCUGGAGAGAAACAGCGAGUCAACCGUGGAUAUGACUUUUCAAAGGUUCUAACAUGGUUCGCCGAACGAGUCGACAGAAUCAUCCUCCUCUUUGACGCACACAAACUUGAUAUUUCCGACGAGUUUCACGAAGCUCUCAACGCUGUCAAGGGUUACGACGACAAAAUCCGCGUCGUCUUGAACAAGUCCGAUCAAGUCAACACGCAGCAGUUGAUGCGAGUCUACGGUGCUCUCAUGUGGUCCCUUGGAAAAGUCAUCACUACUCCAGAAGUCGUUCGAGUCUACAUCGGUUCCUUCUGGGAUCAGCCUUUCCUUCACUCGGAGAAUCGAGCUCUCUUUGAGGCCGAAAGUGGCGAUUUGUUUGCCGAUCUCCAGUCAUUGCCAAGAAAUGCGGCUCUGAGGAAAUUGAAUGAUCUUAUCAAGCGAGCUCGUCUCGCCAAGGUUCAUUGUUUCAUCAUUGCUCAUUUACACGACAACAUGCCCGCCAUGUUCGGCAAAGAAAAAGCCAAAGCCAAGUUGAUCGCUAACCUCCAACAAACCUACACCGAGUUGAGCAAGGCCCAUGGUAUCUCGCCCGGUGAUUUCCCAGACGUUCGAAAGAUGCAGGAGCUUCUGAAGGACGCUGACUUCUCUAAAUUCCAAUCUUUGCGUGAAACAUAUCUCAAAAAGGUUGACGUUAUGCUUGGGAAAGAAAUUCCGGAAUUAAUGAAGAUGAUCCAGAAGGAAGAAGCUGCGGCGAAUUUGAAGGAGAAAGAGCAGCCAUCAAUCAAGGGGGGCGGCGCGCUUGGCGGGCUAGUCGACAAUCCCUUCGGAACUGGCUACGGCCGCGGUGUCGACGAAGGCCGUGAUGAAGACGACUGGCCAAAAUACGAUAGAAUUUUUAAUGACCUCAACCCCGUCAAUGGCAAAGUCUCUGGUAGUGCCGCCAAGAACGAAAUGGUCAAGUCAAAAUUGCCAAACUCGGUGUUAGGAAAGAUUUGGAAACUGGCCGACCACGACAAAGACGGCUACCUUGACGACGAAGAGUUUUCACUGGCCAUGCACUUGAUCAAGGUCAAACUCGAGAACAACGAGCUUCCCACCAGACUACCGGAACAUCUUGUACCCCCAAGCCAGCGUGACGGAAAUUUCUAA